AUGGCGCAGCUCAUCGUGAAGGGUAAGAAUCUCGGCCCGCACACGUUUGUCGUCCCCGUUCGCAGCCUCGAGACACAUGAGCCCCUCGAGGGCGUUUACGUGGGCGACAUCGGACCCAAGUUUGGCUACAAUUCCAUGGACAACGGCUUUGUGCUGUUCAACCAUGUCCGCAUCCCCUACGUUAACAUGCUCGCCCGCUUCCAGUACGUCGACCCCAAGACGGGCGAGUACAAGCGCCGCGGCUCGCCCGCCUUCGUGUACGGCGGCAUGACGUACCUCCGCGUCGGCAUUGCUGCCGACGCGGCGACUACGCUCGCGCGCGCGUGCGCCAUUGCGAUCCGCUACGCUGCGAUCCGGAAGCAGUUCGCGGACGAGGACAAGCCCAAGGACGGCGAGACGGCUGUGCUCAACUACAGCCUUGUGCAGCAGCGUCUCCUCCCCCUCAUCGCGACUUCUUAUGCGCUCUAUUUCGCGUGCCAGGAACUCAAGGACCUGUACGCCAACUACGACAAGCUCCUCUCCGCGGGCAAGACGCAGCAGGCCGAGGCCCUCCUCGCCGAGCUGCACGUGCAGUCCUGUGCGCUCAAGAGCCACGGCACCACCAUCUCCGUCGAGGGCAUCGAGACGUGCCGUCGCGCAUGUGGCGGACACGGCUACGCGCAGUACUCGGGCAUCGGACACUUGUACGCCGAAAUGCUGCCCAGUGUCACGUACGAGGGCGACAACUACAUGCUCACGAAGCAAGUGGCCGCCUUGAGGAUACUGCGGGAGACUUGCUUCGUGAGCGCCGUCCCCCUCUCCUCCGCGGACGACUGGACCGUGUGCGUCGCCUCAACCGACGAGGCGACUGACAAGUGCUGCGCCUCAGCCUCUGGUGUGCGGUGCCCGAUCUGGGGCUGCCGCCUCUCGCUGAAGGACUCGGCGCAGCAGAGCACCUUCACGACGUGCACGGACAAUGCGUCUGGCAUCUCGAACGGCGGCCGCAAGCGCGCGUGCAAGUCGUACCAGGCGACGUACGACGAGGCGCUGAAGCAGCUCCAGGUCGGCGAGGGAUGGUGGUCGUCCCCGCUUGCCGAGGGGCACAUUGCCUGCUCGCCCUUUGGCGGGCGCAACGAGUCGGCCGCCGAGUGCUGCACCGCCGCCAACGGCCAGAAACAGGCCAAGGACGAGGACAAACAUACCCCCGAGACGUGCAUGCUCGCCGACGCAGACAGGGCCAAUCAUGCAGUAUACAUACAGAGCGUGGGAGGCAUGGGCACUUGGGCUUGGGAACAUUACGAGAUUAUAGAGGGGAGGAGAGGAGGAGAAGGCACAGGAUAG
Molecule: messenger RNA, 1320 nt
Organism: Trichosporon asahii var. asahii CBS 2479
Lineage: Eukaryota; Fungi; Basidiomycota; Tremellomycetes; Trichosporonales; Trichosporonaceae
Product: acyl-coenzyme A oxidase
Exons: 3
Coding region: 1-1320 (439 amino acids)
Biological process (GO): lipid homeostasis; fatty acid beta-oxidation using acyl-CoA oxidase
Cellular component (GO): peroxisome
Molecular function (GO): fatty acid binding; FAD binding; acyl-CoA oxidase activity
Source: RefSeq, a predicted model, not a curated record